This is a messenger RNA of Poeciliopsis prolifica (blackstripe livebearer), 2239 nucleotides long. RefSeq names its product coiled-coil domain containing 51 (gene ccdc51). The coding region runs from base 159 to 1424 and encodes 421 amino acids. The transcript is spliced from 7 exons. The record is from RefSeq and is a predicted model, not a curated record. Lineage: Eukaryota; Metazoa; Chordata; Actinopteri; Cyprinodontiformes; Poeciliidae.
AUCAUAUGCCUGAACAAAAAACACCUACAUGAUGCUAGCUGGUUCUUGAAACACCAGGAAAAUAAGUGGUUAAAGAAAAUUUAUUCCGAAAAACUAAAUGCUGUGACAGCUCUAAAGGAAACAGAGGUGCCUUUUUGGUGUCGGCCCAAACGUUAUCAAUGAGGUACAGAGGAGCUCAGAUCUACAUCUGGGUUCGAGGCUCAUGCUGUCUGUCUCGGUCCCACCUGGCGGCCCGAACUGCUCUGGUUCAGCCCUACAGCUCUGAACCGCCGUCUCGACCUUCUCCACCUCCUCCACCCACUGACCCCUUUCCUCUUGUACAGAAAGGUACAGGUGAGGUGUUGAAGGAGCGCAGCCUGUCUGCCCUGCAGCAUGCAGGAGAGUUGGGGCGGCAGUGGAGCCAGAGGUCGGCGCAGACGGCCACCGCCACUAUGAACUACUGGUGGGGGAGAUACGAGGAGUUUGUGGGGCUGAACGAAGUCCGUGAGGCUCAGACCAAGGUCACAGAGGCUGAAGCAGCGUUCAUGGUGGCCAGAGGAAUCGUGCGUGAGGCGCACACCAGCCUGGAGGCGCUGCAGGGCCGCCUGAAGGAGGUCAGAGACCGGCUGGACCGCGUCUCCAGGGAGGAGGCUCACUACCUGGAGCUGGCCACGAUGGAGCACAAGCUGCUGCAGGAAGAACGGCGUCUCCGGACUGCGUAUGAGAACGCCGAGAGUUUGGAGAGGGAAAAGUUCGGCCUGUUUUCGGCGGCGGUGAGGGAGAGUCACGAGAAGGAGAGGACGAGAGCGGAGCGCACCAAGAACUGGUCCAUCAUCGGCUCUGUGCUCGGAGCCCUGAUUGGGGUCAUGGGGUCAACGUAUGUCAACCGCGUCCGCCUUCAGGAGUUGAAGAAUCUUCUUCUUGAGGCCCAGAAAGGUCCGGAGAGUCUGCAGGCGGCGCUGAAAGUCCAGGCUGGGAACCACCAAACCCAGCAGGACCAACUAGGCGAACUCAUCGACAGCCUGCGGGUCACUCUGGCUGACGCCUUCAACAGCGCCCCCCAGGGGAAAGGAGGACCCACCACAGCCUCGCCUGCCGUUUCUCUUUCUGCCUCUAAAGACCUUCAGGUCCAGAACCAGAAGACAGAAUCUCUGCUGGCGUCGCUGGCGGCCCAAUUGGGUCGGCUUCAGCUGGGCGUCAGUAAGGUGGACGGCGAACUGCUGGCGGUGCGGAAGCUUCUAGAGACCGAACCGCAGACCCAAACCCGAGCCGCUGGCCCUCAGGGAGCAGAGAGACGGGAGGCGGUGGCGAGACGCCUGGAGGACACCAGGAGGACGCUGGGGGACGGAAUCAGGAUGAACAUGGUUUACAACGCCGUGUUCAGCUACACCGCCGCCGCCGUUACCAUCACUGCUGUGUACCUGCUGCUCCGGGGAACUGGUUGAACUGGACCUGGACUGGUUUAUGACGAGUCACAAUAAUAUCAGUUAAUUAUGAGCUUCCUGUUGAAGCAGAUGGCUGCAUCUGAAACUUCAUGGUAACUGGAGCACCAAGACUUGCAGCUAUUUAUCAUGUCCAAUCACUGAUUACAAUAUUAAACCAUCAAAUCUUCCAUCAGAUCAUAAAGGAAAAUCUUCAUAUUUCCAGGGAAAUAUCUAAUCUGUCAUUUAUUACCCCUUGUUUUGCUUUUUUUAACUCAAUGAUGUAACCAUUCUGAUCCAGAGCAAGUUGCAGGCUGCCACUAGGGGGCAGGCUUCCGUCUCAAUCAGCUACUGCUUCUUAUGUAGUGAUUGAUCAUCCUCUCUCCAAAUGCAGUUAAAUUAAUAAGUUUGACCUUUAACCUGCCGAAUGUUUCUGACUUCAAACUAAUUUAUUUGGUUUGGAUGAAACAAUCUAACCCAAACCCGAACCCCUAACCAUUCCAGCUGACUUGAGGAACAUUUUUGAAUGAACAAAUCAUUGAUUUUAGGAUUUUUCUAAAGAAUAACUGCACGACUGACUGGUAUAUUCCCAGUUAAUCCAAUAAUUUCACAUCAGCUCCAGGGGACCAGGGCAGCAGAAACAGCUUCUCUGGAGAUGAAUGACGUUGAAAAUCUCUCACAGGGCCCUUUAAUUCAGAUAAAUGUAUGAAAAACAUUUUUGGCUCUGUAGAUUUUCUGUUUGCUGCAGCAGAACCUCUCAGAUCCUGGAGUACUUGAACAUGUGAGAAGUUUCUGACAUCAUGCACUGGUAUAUUAAAAGGUUGAAUGGAAAUAACUCA